This is a messenger RNA of Maylandia zebra (zebra mbuna), 3088 nucleotides long. RefSeq lists its product as uncharacterized. Gene Ontology annotation, biological process: regulation of transcription by RNA polymerase II. Gene Ontology annotation, molecular function: RNA polymerase II transcription regulatory region sequence-specific DNA binding; DNA-binding transcription factor activity, RNA polymerase II-specific. The record is from RefSeq and is a predicted model, not a curated record. NCBI's taxonomy places the organism in Eukaryota, Metazoa, Chordata, Actinopteri, Cichliformes, Cichlidae. Gene Ontology annotation, cellular component: nucleus.
GCACCUGAAGUCAGCUCCCCGUGCACUGUUCACCAAAGAAGAGCAGCAAAAAGGAGACAAUAAACGAAGUGGAUCUUCAAUACCGCAACACUGAGACGGUAUUUUGAAUUAAACCCAGAAAUUAAACCCCUCGAAGUCUAUCAGCACCAGGGGAUCGAUUAAAAACGAGAUCGCUGAUGUUUAAUAGCUGUCGGUGAUUAAAGAAGUUCCUCAUGAGUGAAACCCCAGUCUGGACCAGCAUGAACCCGGAGACCCUCCACAUAAAGGAGGAACAGGAGGAAAUCUUGACCAGCCACGAGGAACAGCAGAGUAGUGGUCUGGAGGAGGCGGAUAUCAUUAAGGUCAUAAUCACUGCAGUUCCUGUGAAACCUGAAGAUGAUGAAGAAAAACCUCAGUUCUUACCCUUUCAUCAAAGCCAAGCUGAGGACAACAGAGAUACAGAGCCUGAGAGCGAUGGACAAGAACCGAGCAGUGACCCGGAUCUUCAAAGUGAGUUUAAACCUGAUGCUGAUGAAAAGGCUUCAGACUAUUCUGAGACUACUGAUGAGUCUGGACCUGAAAACGAAGACAGCGAUGGCGGCUGGAAGGAGGGCAGGGCACUGGAGUCGGACUUAAAUAUGGAUGGGGACUGUAAUGCAGCAAAAAAAUUCUUAAGCUGCACUUUGUGGGGUCAGCAGUUUAUCUACAAGCAGUGUCUUCAGAAACAGCUGACAUGCCAUUCAGGACAAACUCCUUCCAGCUGUUUGGUUGAUAACAGCUGCGAGGUAAAGCAAAACGUAGAUUCCCAGGUGGUGGCCCCAACAGGUGUGAAACAGUUUAUCUGCGAGUUGUGUAGUGAAGUAUUUUACCGAAAAUCAGAAUUUAAGAGGCACAAGAAAAUGCACAACGGGGGGAAGGCAUUCAGCUGCGACUAUUGCGGUAAAGGAUUUAACCGAACGUCAGAUCUCAGGACACACAUGAGGGUCCACACAGGUGAGAAACCCUUUAGCUGUAGUAGCUGUGGACAGAGAUUCAACCAAAAGAUACACCUUAAGACGCACAUGAGAAUUCACACCGGAGAGAAGCCGUUUGUUUGCGAGGAGUGCGGUAAAAGGUUCAGCCAGCAGGGAAAUCUGACAACUCACAUGCGAGUCCACACCGGAGAGAAACCGCUAGCCUGCGAAGACUGUGGGCAAAGGUUUAACCAGCAGACGCAUCUUAAGGCACACAUGCGAGUGCACACAGGAGAGAAACCCUUUCAAUGUAGUGACUGUGAUAAAACGUUUAAACGAAAGACGCACCUUAAGACCCACAUGAGAGUCCACACUGGAGAGAAACCUUUCGGUUGCAAGGACUGCGGUAAAAGGUUUUACCGAAACACAGAUCUUAAGACUCACUUGAGAGUCCACACGGGAGAGAAACCGUUUGGAUGCGACGAGUGCGGCCAGAGGUUCAACCAAAAGACGCAUCUUAAGGAGCACAUGAGGCUCCACACGGGAGAGAAACCCUUUCACUGCAACAAAUGCGGCAAGAGAUUUAAUCGUAAGACGCAUCUUAACUCACACAUGAGAGUCCACGCAGAAUGAAAACGUCAAGGCUGCUUGGUUUGUUGUAAGAGAUUAUUUGCCGUGUGGAGGCAAGUCUGCAAGAACCACAGCAUUUUUUUUAUUGUCCUGUAACGUUUACGUUUUUUAAGCUUUCUUCAGUGCGUAGUUCAGAAUAUUUUAAACAAAAUGAUAUUUGCUUCAUCUGCUGGAUGUUUAAUGAAAUACUAAUGCUGAGGCUUCUUUAGUUUCCCUAAGCUAACCUCAGGUUUUGUUAUUUAAAGAACUCAAGUAGAAAACAACUGUACUGUUACUAAAAACACUUAAUUUAAGCCUGCGCUACGUAUUAACUCUCUGUUGGGCUCUGUUGUAUGUCAGUCCACACCAAUACUUGUGCUCGUACAAAGACUUUUUUAUAAUGUGUUUUGAUGUUUAAGCAGUGAGUCUGAAUGAAACUAAUCUGAACAGAAAACAUAAUUUAAAAACUGUUAUGGUGGAUUAUUAUGGUAGUCCUUAUUAGGGUUGGGCAAUUGGACGAAUAUAUCGACUAGUUUUACAAGGGCGAUUUAUUUAUUUGUUUGCCCAUGAGCAAGUUUGCUAAUAAUGAUGGAGCUAAUAAAAGCAGUCAACAGAAAAAAAUAAUAGCGCUGUUUUAACAGCACCCUCUUUCAUCUGCGAGCAAAUGCCCCCACCUCAGAGUGCGCCCAAGUGCUUGUUGAUGUGGCUGCAGAAGCUGUUGAUAGCCUAGCAUACUCAGCCGGAUGGUGGACACGUGCAUGCUCAUGCAAGUUAGUCGUGUUUGAGUACUUUGCUCGAACUAUACGUCUGCACAAGUGGCACACCGCUUUGGUUAUAUCCUUAGGUUUACCUCUUUCACCUGGUUUAAGGCCAAAGAAAUCCCAAAUUGGCAACUUUUAAUUUUUUAGUGCUGUCAGCGUUAACACUCCUUCAUCAUGACUAACGCGAUUAACAAUUAACCCAUCUGGAGCACAGCCUGAGUCAAAAUCCCUGAAAUAUCUCUGUCAACGCAUUUCGGCAGUUUGUCCUAAUUUUGUUCAUUCUGCGCUCCAGAUGGAUCGAGAGCGUUAAAAAUUUUAAUCGUGAUGACCGCGUUUAAGCCGUGUUAACGCUGACAGCGGUUUUUUGCUUUGUUUUUUUGGAAAUUAGUUCAUCCAUGUUUGAACUUCUUCUGUGGUGUAAACGUGCAUGAUUACAUGGCCCCGCCCAUCAAGACGUCUGCGCACGCACGAAUAUAUGGCCCAUCGGCGAUUGUUGGACUGACGAUUGCCGGUUGGAAAAUUUUUACAUAUCGCCCAACCCUAGUUCCCAUGUAGCAUCACUAAAUGAAUGUUUUUUUUUCUUUUACUAUGUGCUACUGGCAGGUUCACUGAAAAAUACUACUUUGUAAUAUAAUAUACAUUUCAGCCAAUCCUGUUUGUAAAAUGUAUGUCCUGUAAUGUAAAUGACUUUCAGAUUCAGCUGCCUGUUGACGAGAACACUACUACAUGUACUGCUGUAUUUGCAUGUUGUCUCUCAAAGUGUUUUAUUAAAGGUGUGUUCCUGUA